This is a messenger RNA of Colletotrichum destructivum, 228 nucleotides long. RefSeq lists its product as uncharacterized. Bases 1 to 228 code for a protein of 75 amino acids. NCBI's taxonomy places the organism in Eukaryota, Fungi, Ascomycota, Sordariomycetes, Glomerellales, Glomerellaceae. The transcript has a single exon. The record is from RefSeq and is a predicted model, not a curated record.
AUGGGCUACUGCAAGAAUGCCUGGUCGGACGACUACGUGAAUAGCGCCUUCUCCCUAAUGACCAACAUGGCCAAAAGUCGCUUCUGGGGAACCAUGCAUGUCGUGGCUCACCAGGGCAAACGCCUCAUGGUUGCGGAGUCACCGAAGCACAGCCUUGUUUUUGGCGGCGUAAGAAGCAACAUGUCUAGUCACACCAUUGUCUACACCAAGAGCCGGCAUAUUCUGUGA